AGUUGGAGUGCUAGCGUUUUUUAAGCGUGCGCCUGGUGAAUUGAAGUUUUUUUUUUAUAUGCUAUGUGAUGUUUAAGCAAUUCUUGGCGUACGAAGCCUGCUAAAUCCCACGGAGGUUUUCGUAGUUCGCGCAUUGAAGUUUCUCGUUUUCGGCUUGAUGUAUGUGUUCAGACGUGUGUGAAGAGUGAAUAGUGAGUAUAGUGUUGCACCACCGUAGAGAAGAAGUGAGUGCAAAGGAGGAAUAGAAAGAUCGUUCCUACCUGUUCUUUCCCAUUGAUCCCUCCUGGGUUUGGUACACUGUCAAGACCUGCCGCAGCGGCCUGCGGGUUUCAACCGUUCCAAGGUGUGCGUACGCUGUCUGUAUGCUUCGGCAUCUGCUGCUGCUGCUGCUUCUGCUUCUUCACCGUACCCGUGUUGUUGUUCGAUUUCCGUCGACAGUACACAUGUAAUUAUUUAUCUUCCCGAGCUUAUAUGGUGUAGAAUCUUUAAGUGAAUGGAAAACGGAGUGCUUUAGAGAUUGUGUGCAUUAUUCAGAUUGAUCGUUGGGUACUUUCGGGGGCCAAGAGGGUCAUCGAAUGACAUCAUGCCCAACGGGAUGGCCUGUGGAGGCCGCGAAGGAUCGGCGAGAUUAAAGUGCGAUCGUUUAAUCAAACUUUGAGAUAGAAAAAAGCAAGAGGAUUAAGUGAAACGAAGCUACCGCAGCUCUAGAGCGGUCGGAGUUGCAGUCAAGAUUCAACAAGUGACCCCCCCCUGCAGUGUGAUACAAGUGCCUCGCGAGCGGUAAACGAAGAGUGGUUAAGUACAGAAAAUAAAACGUGAAAACCGAGAACCCGCGCGCUGUGAAACGAAGCACUGAUUUGAAUGAAGUGUAAAGCGAAAACCUGAUUUUCAUUCAUAAACCGAGGAGAAUUGCGAGAUACCUACUCCGACACCAACCACUCGGCUCAGUGGGACCCCCUUCCGCCCCUUUCCGCACGAAAGUCCAAACAAACCACCCCAUCCGAGGAAGACCUGAAACAACACUCGUACCAAUUUCUAUUAUACAAUGUAUUUAGAGCUCACGGCUUAUUAGUAAUUCAAUUGUGGAAUUGUUGUUUUUUCGUUGAAGCUGAAUAAAAAAACACACAGACCAAAACCGGCGUUACUCUUCGUGGAUGACCCCAAGAAAAACAAAAGAAGAUUCGCAUGAAGAAAGAAGAAUUAUUCGAGUUUGAAGCAGAUUAAUUAAAUCGUGACCAAAACACGAAUUACGAGCGCAGUGAGGACCCUUCGGAAACAGCAAUCAAAAAAAAAAAAUCGACCAAAAGAAGAAACCAACCACGACCAACCUGGUCUUGGAACCGUGAAAUGGAAAACCGAAACAGUGUGUUCGUGUUCUUGAAAAUUUGAUUGUUUUUAAUUGUAUCCCAUUAGAGCUGGGGUAGUUACACUGAAGGAAAAUUAAAUAAUAAAAAAAAACAACGAAUACGUCGACGCGACGGAUGUUGGGUUUGAUAAUUUAAUCGAGAAUUACGCAAGGCGCCCCCAGUGACAACAGUCCCAGAUCGAGUAACAACCGAAGAAAAGUGUGCAGUGUUUGUGUGUUGAUUUAGGUGUGAUUUGCGAAACAGAAACAUGGGAGACACCAUGAUGGAGCAGUGGAAGUGGAAGCUGUUCCUGGUGCUGUUGGUUCAACAGAUUGGCACCGGUAGCUGCUAUCUCAAGGAUUACAUCCACAAGCAGGAGGAUAACGAAAUGAGAGUUUGCAUCGGAACGAAUGGACGCAUGUCGGUGCCGUCGAACCGCGAGUACCACUACAAGAACCUGCGAGAUCGGUAUACCAACUGUACCUACGUGGACGGAAACCUGGAGAUCACCUGGAUCCAGAACACUUCGUACGAUUUGAGCUUCCUGCAACACAUUCGGGAAGUGACCGGUUACGUGCUGAUCAGUCACGUGGACAUUCCGCAGGUCAUCCUGCCCCGGUUACAGAUCAUUCGAGGCCGUACGACGUUCAAGCUGAACAAAUGGGAAGACGAGUUCGGUCUGUUCGUGUCCUUCUCGCAAAUGAACACCCUGGAGAUGCCAGCCCUAAGGGACAUUCUCAGCGGAUCGUCCGGAAUCUUCAACAACUACAACCUGUGCCACGUUAAAACCAUCAACUGGGACGAAGUCCUCUCCGAUGUAAAAGCCCACUACCGGUAUACGUACAAUUUCACCUCACCCGAACGGGACUGCCCCCCGUGUCACUCGACUUGCGAAGCCGGCUGUUGGGGCGAGGGCGCCCACAACUGUCAAAAGUUUAGCAAACUGAACUGCUCUCCUCAGUGCUCGCAAGGGCGCUGCUUCGGUUCGAAGCCCCGCGAGUGUUGCCAUCUGUUCUGCGCCGGUGGCUGCACUGGUCCUACCCAGAAAGACUGCCUAGCCUGUAAGAACUUUUACGACGAUGGGGUGUGCAAACAGGAGUGCCCACCUAUGCAACGAUACAAUCCAACAAACUACCUCUGGGAGCCGAAUCCUGAAGGCAAGUACGCCUACGGAGCUACCUGUGUGCGAAACUGCCCGGAACAUCUACUGAAAGACAACGGAGCUUGCGUGCGGACGUGUCCAUUGAACAAGAUGGCUAAAAAUGGGGAAUGCGUUCCUUGCAACGGAGCCUGUCCCAAGACGUGCCAGGGUGAAGGCAUCGUACAUUCCGGAAAUAUUGACAAGUACAAGGACUGCACCAUCAUCGAGGGUUCGCUGGAAAUUCUCGAUCAGACGUUCGACGGGUACCAGCAGGUGUUCUCCAACUUUUCUUUCGGACCACGGUACAUCAAGAUCCAUCCGGAUCGGUUGGAGGUGUUUUCGACGCUGAAGGAAAUCAGCGGGUUCAUCAACAUUCAGGGCUACCAUCUAGACUUUAAGAAUAUGUCGUACUUCCGGAAUCUGGAGGUCGUCGGUGGACGUCAGCUCAAGGAGAAUCUGUUUGCUUCCGUGUAUAUUGUGAAGACAUCUCUUCAAUCUCUGGAGCUGAAAUCGCUGAAACGGGUCAACUCGGGUGCAAUCGUCAUCCUGGAGAACGAUCAUCUGUGCUACGCGGAAGAGAUCGAUUGGUCCAAAAUCAAGAAGUCUGCCGACCACGAGAGCGUGAUUAUGUCCAACCGGAACAUUACGACUUGCCAUGCCGAAGGAAUGUUCUGCGACGAGCAGUGUACGAAAGCUGGUUGCUGGGGCAAGGGACCGGAACAGUGUCUGGAGUGUAAGAACUUUGUCUACCAGGGCAAGUGUCUCGAUAGCUGCAAGAGUCUACCAAAGAUCUACCAAGUCAAUAGCAAGACGUGCGGAGACUGCCACCCGGAGUGUCUGGACUCGUGCUACGGACCGAACUCCGACAACUGUGGAUCAUGCGUCAACGUCAAGGACGGAAAAUUCUGCGUGUCGGAGUGUCCCCUCACCAAGUACAAUCUGAACGGAACUUGCGUAGCCUGCCACAGGACCUGUAUCGGCUGCAAUGGACCACGGGAUACGAUCGCCUCGGAUGGAUGUGUCUCCUGUGAUCGGGCAAUCAUGCGUAGCGACGGAACCGUGGAACGCUGUCUGAUGAAGGACGAACCCUGUCCAGACGGAUACUACAGCGAGCGAGUCGAACAGGACGAAGGACCCUUCAAGCAGCUGUCCGGAAAGUCGGUCUGCCGCAAGUGUCACCCUCGCUGCAAGAAGUGCACCCAGUAUGGAUUCCACGAGCAAGUCUGCCAGGAAUGCGCCAGCUACAAACGGGGAGAACAGUGUGAGGACGAGUGCCCGAUCGAUCAUUUCGUAAACGAGGAAACCCGCGAAUGCCUCCCAUGCCAUGCGGAAUGUCGCGGUUGCCGUGGAUUCGGUGAAGAUCAAUGCCUCGAAUGUCGCAACCUGAAGCUAUACGAAGGAGACCCAUACGACAACUCCACGGCCUUCAACUGCACUUCGUCCUGCCCUUCUUCUCACCCGUUCAAGCACUUCCCACUGGAAACCAGCAGAAUUGGGCCGUACUGCUCGCCGGACCAGGUCCAAAGUGGAUUCCGACUGGAAGCUUCCACGACGCCGAUUCUGCUCCUGGCCAUACUGGUUCCGGUUGUUCUGAUUAUCCUAGCGCUUGCAAUGGCUUACCUGUAUUGCACGCAGAAGAAUAAGAAGGAUGCGGUGAAAAUGACUAUGGCGUUGGCCGGUUGUGAGGAUUCUGAACCACUGAGGCCGACCAACGUUGGACCGAAUCUAACGAAGCUUAGGAUCAUCAAGGAAGCGGAGCUACGGCGAGGAGGUGUCAUGGGUAUGGGAGCUUUCGGACGGGUAUUCAAAGGUGUUUGGAUGCCGGAAGGCGAAAGCGUCAAGAUCCCAGUCGCAAUUAAGGUUUUGAUUGAGAUGUCCGGAUCGGAAUCGAGCAAGGAAUUCCUGGAAGAAGCGUACAUCAUGGCUUCGGUGGAGCAUCCGAAUCUGUUGAAACUGCUGGCAGUUUGCAUGCCCUCACAGAUGAUGUUGAUCACGCAGUUGAUGCCCUUGGGUUGUCUGUUGGAUUACGUGCGAAACAACAAGGACAAGAUCGGAUCUAAGGCUCUGCUGAACUGGUCAACGCAGAUUGCACGCGGAAUGGCUUACCUGGAGGAGCGUCGCUUGGUUCAUCGUGAUUUGGCUGCUCGUAACGUGCUGGUGCAGACGCCAUCGAGUGUGAAGAUUACCGACUUUGGGCUGGCAAAACUGUUGGAUUAUGAUUCGGAUGAAUAUCGUGCAGCUGGUGGAAAAAUGCCCAUCAAAUGGUUAGCGCUGGAGUGUAUUCGGCAUCGCGUGUUUACGAGCAAGAGUGAUGUGUGGGCGUUUGGAGUUACCAUCUGGGAGCUGAUGACGUACGGAGCUCGACCUUACGAGGAAGUUCCUGCGAAGGAUGUUCCCGAACUGAUCGAAAUGGGUGGAAAGCUUCCUCAGCCGGAUCAUAUUUCGCUGGAUGUGUACAUGAUCAUGAUUUCCUGCUGGCAUUUGAACGCAGAUGCUCGUCCUACGUUCACAACUUUGGAGAAGACGUUUGCUGAAAUGGCCCGGGAUCCGGGCCGGUAUCUCAGCAUUCCAGGAGAUAAAUUCAUGAGACUGCCUUCGUACACCAACCAGGACGAGAAGGAUUUGAUCCGCACUCUUGCACCGGUGUCCGAAGCCGGAGUACACGGAACGAUUGUCGAGGCUGACGAAUACCUCCAACCGAAGACUCGGCCAGCCCUCAUGCUUCCGGCGUCUUCGAUGGAGAAAUCUGACGAUAUGUCCAAGUCACUGCGCUACAGUAAAGAUCAACUCAAGCCGGACGAAGAAACGGACCGGAAUGCCCGCGAGGUGGGCGUCAGCGGUAUGCGACUUAAUUUGCCAUUGGAUGAAGAUGACUAUCUGAUGCCCACUUGUCAAAGUCAAGCACCGUCGGUUCCCGGCUACAUGGAUUUGAUCGGUGUACCGGCCAGCGUUGACAAUCCAGAGUACCUGAUGGGAUCGGCCGGUAGCAACAUAAGUACGAGCCUUCCGACUCCACCACCGGUGACGCCAUGCGGCAGCGGUAUUAGCACUACCACACCCAAUAGUCCUGUAAAUAGUAUACCUCCUUCCAUAAGCACCGUUAACUCUAGCACCAAUCCUUGCAACGGCUCCAUUACCACUAAUAUCAACAACAACAACAAUAACCACAACAACAUAAACAACAACGCCGCUGCCGCCGCCGUUGCCAACAAUGCCAUCAAGAAAGAAGAAGCCAUUCCGAUGCCGCACACGACGCUCAACGAACCCCAGGCAGCACCGCCAACGCAAACCCUGGGCAUUCCCCUUUCGCCCACGGAAACGGAAACCACUUCCGAGCAUGAGUACUACAACGAUCUGCAGCGAGAACUGAUACCGCUGCAUCGGAACGAAACUACGGUGUAAUAGGGUUCGAUUGCAAGCAAACAAGCAAACCCACAACUGUACAGAACUGAGCUUCCAUUCUGAUUAAUCAUCAUCAUAGGAGAAAUAUUAGGAGAUUUUAUGAACUGGAAACAUCGAAUGAAGCGACUUUACAUAGCAAUCGAAUUAGCAUACAAAAAAGUUCAAAGUUUGUAUCGUAAGUGCCUUCAAUACAUAGCAUAGGAAACUAGGUGUUAGUGGAUGAAGAAAAAUGGGAGAUCAAAUCUAGCGUGCCUUUAUCAGAGAAGUGGUCCUCGGUCCACUUCCUAAGCCCUGUACAUAAUCAAAUUGUAACGAAUAUUUAAAAACCGAUAUAGCUAGUGAUGGAUAGCUUAGAGUGUACUUAAGCAUCUAAGUAGGAGGGUAUUUGAUCAAUUUUAACAAGUGAAGAGUUUGAGCCAAGUACAAUGAAAAUGAGCUUCUUUGGGAAUGAUGUUGACAGCGGAACGCCACUCUCCCCCACCCGGCAGUGGUGGCUGUCAAGCAGUUUGAGUGAGCAAUGUUUAGAUCAAUCAUUGAGAGACGCUAAAUUGGCUAAAAUUUAAAAUUUUAUGUAUUUCAUUUUUUAAAAUCUGUGAUACUAUUCAUAAUCGAAUGUCAAAUUUUAUACAACUAGGUUUUACUGCAAAGACUACGAAUUGAAAAUACAACUAGGCAACAAGCAAUAGCAGAUAUGUGUUUGUAGUGGUAGUAGUCGACAGUGAAUACAAUUUUGAUUUCAUGCGGAAAAGUUUUAUAAACCAUAUCCAUAUAUCAACCGACACAAUCACCGAUCAAUACAAUGAAUGUUUUUAUGAUAGCGCAACCGGUACUUCUCAAAGCACUUACACCCACUUAAAACGCAUUAUACUUAACGGAUCACACAACAAUAAAUCUACUCUAAAAAAAAACAUCCGGAAUUUCUCCUCUACAUAUUUGUUUUUAGGCCGCGUACUAUGCAUAUGAGUUUUAAAACUAGUUUAACGAUUUUCGUUUGUAAAUAGCCUUUGGCACCUGUGUUCAGUGUUGUCGAAUUUGUAAAUAUUUGGCCGAAAAUGUAACGCCCUACUUAAUAUCUUUUGCGGCAUCCCGUGUGACGAUGUUUCAAAAAGAUGAGUGGAAACCGCAAAAGUUAGCGAAUAGAUGUAACGUGUAAUGGUGUAAGUAAUCGAAAAGAAUAACUGAAAAUUAGGAAAAUGUGCCAUGUUUUGUGCAUGAAAAUAAAUUUAACAAAAAAUGAGAAAGUCACUUCUCGCCACGGAAGAAAAACAUUAAAAUAAUAAUAAAAAAAAACAAAAACAAAAACAAUACUGUAAAAUACGAAGGAAAGUGGAAAAUAAAAGGAAAGGCUAUACGAACGUAAAAUAAGCAGCAAUGGCACAACAAGUAAAAGUUUAGCGUAGAAAUGUAUUGAAGGAAAAAUUGUUAAUGUUUUUAAGUUAUAUAUGUAUUUUGAAAAUUUCAAAUAAAAUGGAAAUUAUACACAA
This is a messenger RNA of Ochlerotatus camptorhynchus, 7373 nucleotides long. It is a transcript of the gene Egfr, whose product is annotated as epidermal growth factor receptor. Bases 1615 to 5889 code for a protein of 1424 amino acids. Gene Ontology annotation, molecular function: transmembrane receptor protein tyrosine kinase activity; ATP binding. The record is from RefSeq and is a predicted model, not a curated record. The transcript has 8 exons. Gene Ontology annotation, biological process: multicellular organism development; cell surface receptor protein tyrosine kinase signaling pathway; positive regulation of cell population proliferation. Gene Ontology annotation, cellular component: plasma membrane; basal plasma membrane; signaling receptor complex. NCBI's taxonomy places the organism in Eukaryota, Metazoa, Arthropoda, Insecta, Diptera, Culicidae.